UCAUUUAUUCCGUGACUAUACACGAGCCAAGUUUGACGUAUACAGGUUACCGGUGCAUGAACGCGUUUUUCAUGUAUCAUCAAUCUUUUACGUGAAUUAACAAUGUUAACGUUUUUGCUUGCGAUAUGUAUUUUUUUUGCCGUACACGCUACGAAUCUGGAAACAGUUCACGAUGAAGAACUUCUGAAUCUCAUAAAGACCGAAAAAUAUGUGAUUGUUCUAUUUACAAGAAAAGAUUGUCCAGAAUGUAAAUAUGAAAAUGAACUGAUUCAACUACGCGAGGACUUGGUUGAUUCCUUGUCUGCAUGGAUUGUUAAGACUGUUGAUAGUCAAUUACUUCAAUUAUACAGUACUGAUAAAGAACCGGUUCUACUGUUCUUCCGGCAUGGACUUCCUCUGUUGUAUGAUGGACGUUUAAAUGACGAAGAGAUAUUAACUAUGUUUACGGAGAAUAAAGUACCUGCAGUAAAAGAACUCACAGAUGAUACAUUUGAACAUUUAACACAAGCAAGUAGCGGUGCUACAACUGGUGACUGGUUUGUUAUGUUUUACAGUACAGAUUGUGUGCAAUGUUUACGUAUGGUUGCAAGAUGGGAAACUGUUGGUGCAAAGCUCAAGCAAAGAGUAAAUGUAGCACUUAUUAAUAAAUCCACAACUGGGGUUUCCACAGCCAGGAGAUUUAAUGUUUACGAUAUUCCGCAUUUUAUAUUCUUCAGACAUGGCAAAAUGUACCGUUAUGAUACAGGAAGAUAUGAUAUUAAUUCCCUUGUAUCAUUUGCUAAAGAAUGGUACAAAAAUGUAAGAGCAGAGAAAGUGCCUGUACCUCAAAGUCCUUUUGAUAAUUUCACGCAAAUGAUUGCAAAUUGGCUCCAUGACAAUCCAUGGAUAUUGAAACUAGCCAGCAUUUGUAUUGGAAUAUUAGUUGUUAUUACAGCCGUGUCUAAAUUUAAGCAUAAACCUGAGACUCCACAGAAAAAAGAAAAAUAACUCUACUGCGUUUGAUUUGCCAAAGGUAUAAUAUGGAUGUUUCUCUAUACAAACUAUCAUCUGCA
Messenger RNA from Nylanderia fulva, 1052 nucleotides. Its product is annotated as endoplasmic reticulum disulfide reductase DNAJC10. NCBI's taxonomy places the organism in Eukaryota, Metazoa, Arthropoda, Insecta, Hymenoptera, Formicidae. The record is from RefSeq and is a predicted model, not a curated record.